AGGAAUUUGCGCGGCGGAGAAGGUGGUGGAGUGCGCAAGCAGUGCUGCAGGAAAAAUUACACGUUGUAGCGAUCUUGAUAUCGUUAUUCCUCCAUAGUGACCCUGUCUUUCGCAUUGUGUGGCACACGCGUGUCCACCUAAAAUUGGAACUACUCUGCUUAACAUCGUUACUGGGAUGUCAGGGUCACCAGUGAUUGACAAGCGUAAGCUGAUGACGGGCAGCAGUGCGGGUGGGGUCGGAAGUGGUGUCGGCGUCGUUGGAGGCGGUGUCGCGUCGUCUAAUAAACGACCCCGAAUGGACACCCUCGGCGGCCGUGGAACAGGACCAAUCGCCAAUGGUCCUAUGCACCCUAGGCCGCUUGUUGCUUUACUCGAUGGACGUGAUUGUUCUAUUGAGAUGCCCAUCCUGAAGGACGUAGCAACUGUUGCAUUUUGUGAUGCUCAGAGUACUUCCGAGAUUCACGAGAAGGUUCUCAAUGAAGCUGUGGGCGCUUUGAUGUGGCAUACAAUCACCCUACAUCGAGAAGAUCUGGAAAAAUUCAAAGCUUUGCGAGUGAUCGUUCGCAUCGGAAGCGGCGUGGACAACAUCGAUGUGAAAGCAGCCGGCGAGUUGGGCAUAGCGGUUUGCAACGUUCCUGGUUACGGCGUCGAAGAAGUUGCGGAUUCCACGAUGUGCAUGGUGCUGAGUCUAUACCGUCGCACGCUUUGGCUGGCGAACAUGGUCCGAGAUGGAAAGAAGUUCACAGGGCCUGAACAGGUCCGCGAUGCUGCCCAAGGUUGUGCUCGGAUCCGCGGGGACACGCUUGGUAUUGUGGGACUGGGGCGAAUCGGAUCCGCAGUCGCCCUGCGUGCGAAAGCUUUUGGGUUCAACGUGAUCUUCUAUGACCCUUACCUGCCGGAUGGAAUCGAAAAGAGUCUGGGCCUGACACGAGUUUACACCUUACAGGAUCUGCUUUAUCAAUCUGAUUGUGUUUCGCUACACUGUACGCUGAAUGAGCACAAUCAUCACUUGAUCAACGACUACACCAUCAAGCAGAUGAGACCUGGGGCAUUCUUGGUCAACACUGCCCGCGGCGGCCUAGUGGACGAGUCGGCGCUCGCAGCUGCACUGAAAGACGGUCGUAUUCGUGCAGCUGCGCUCGAUGUGCAUGAGAAUGAACCGUUUAAUGCAUUUGCCGGACCGCUGAAAGACGCGUCGAAUUUGAUGUGCACACCGCACUCUGCAUUUUACUCUGACGCGGCCAUGACGGAAUUGCGCGAAAUGGCAGCCUCGGAAGUUAGACGAGCCAUCGUGGGCCGAAUCCCGGACUCGUUGCGCAACUGCGUCAAUAAGGACUGCUUUAUGUCACACCUCGGCGGUGGUCUUGGUGUCGCCGAUAGUUUGAAUGGUGGUGGCGCGGGAUUGAUGGGCGUCGGGGCGCCGUUCCUUCCGCCAUCCCUGUCCAUGGCGCACACAGCUUCGCACCAGGAGGCGCUGGCUGCCGCGUCGGGAGCCGGGGCGCCGCAUCCGGCGGCAGCGGUUGCAGCUGCAGCAGCCGCGGCGGCCGCUGCUGUUGCCCACGCGCAACAGCCGCCUCCACCGCCGCCCGUCUCGCUCCCGAUCGGCGGGCCACCUGCCCCGCCGCACCUCCAGCACAAUGCGCGCGAACUGGCCAACCACACCCCACCGAAACAGGAGCCGGCUGAAGUGCGCUAACCCCGCUGCUUUCGACAGGAUCUUGAUUUUGACAACAAGGAAAUACUAGACUUAGCGAGAGGGACAUGCCUUGGAUGACGGAAGGGAUGACGAUUGCCUCGUUUGUGCUGUCCGAAGGAAGACGAGAGGAGAUGAGGAAAACGCCUGGCCUGCUGCUGAUGCUGCCCUAGCUCAUUCGUGGCUUCCUUGGUCAAUUGUGCAAUGCUGAGAAUCCUGCUCGUGUUUUACGCUGUCGAAAACCUUUACUUCAAAGGCCACGUUUCUUCCGGUUUUCACUCACCCCCGAAGGUUUGUAUUUGGUUCAGGUUCUUGCCAGCAGCUAUCCAUCGUCGUCGUCGUAUUCUUCUGCUUAUUACGAGUGUGAAUAAGCCGGUCUGCGUGAGUGGUUCGUCUCGACAUUCUCAAUUUGGACGCUAGAAGCUGACGGGAUUUGUUCAAAGAAAAAAAAAGAAGACGGUUUGAGGGGCCAGCAGGGGGAAGGAAACGUGGGAAGAAAAUUUUCUCACAUCGGAAUUGGUCUCAGUUUUUUUGCUUUUUUUGUUUUUGUUUGUUGUGUAAAAGGAUGAUGAUUAUAAGGGAAACGGAGAGGAGACAGUGUUGUAGUGCAGGAAAUCGGUCUGUAGGGUCAAACGUUUUACAUUCCAGUAAUCCGGUUUCUCCUUUGUUUUGUUUUUCCACUCAUGACGAGAUUCAUGCAUGAUGUUUUUUUUUUGAUGUGGCUAUGCUCCAUCUCUUUACUGAAUCGUUUGCUCAUGUUCGUGCGUGUGAGUGUGGAAGACGAAGAGAGCGAUUGUAAGUUGUGAUGGACAGUGACAGAGCUGAAAUUCAAAACAAAGUGGAAACAUCAUGUUUUUUUUUUGGGAAGGAGAGGAGGAACAAAAAAUCUGUUGGAGGUGUCAUUGACGAAAAGCAUUUUUGAGGAAAUUCUUUUCUUUUUUUGAGGCGAAGAAAAUUGUUCCAUGUAGAUGAGGAGAGGAGAAAAAAACUUCGGAUCGUCCCCCGAAUAGAAGAAUAUUUGGUGUUCAGCUGGAAAGGAAAAAAAAAAAAAAGAAAUUGCAACGAGGUGUUCCGCUAUCGAGGGAAAAAGAAAAUAUUGUGAAACGUGCAUCGAAUUAUUGUAUUCACGUUGAAAUUUAAACUUAAACUUUGUACGAAAACGUACGGUUCAUUUGAAAUUUUCUUUUUAUUCUCUGGUUGGCUAAUUUAAGAAAUUUUUCUGGCGUGCAACUGGAUAUUUUUCUAUUCGGGGUGUUUUUUUAAAAAUUGUUUUUGAUUCCCUUGAAGUGUGUCCUCAUUCUUUCCCCCUCACUUUUGCACCCGUUUGAACUGAAAGAUCUUCGAAUCUUAUACCUCGAUAUUCUUUGAAUAUUAUGCCCUUCAAGCGGCAAUGUUUCGCGAAUGCGCUGAAAUCAUUUUCUCUUUCUUAAUCCUGGGUGAUUUUUAUUUUGAAUUUGUGGAUUCUUGAGAGUGUACUUCUGGUUUUUUUGUUUUUCUUUCCAAGGAACGUGAUUUUCGGGGAACGUCAGCUUUGAGUAGUUGCUGGAUUAUAUUCCUGGUUUUAGUGUUUUGAGUUGAUUGUCUUCCAGAAUAAACUGAUGUGUACAACGGGGUUCAUGGAAGAAACUAUUUCAUAAUUUGGAUUCGCAACCGGAAAAAUUACAGUACCUUAUUUAAAGAU
Molecule: messenger RNA, 3374 nt
Organism: Notodromas monacha
Lineage: Eukaryota; Metazoa; Arthropoda; Ostracoda; Podocopida; Cyprididae
Source: the annotation of a GenBank genome assembly